AUGUCAAAUCAAUAUCCAUCAUAUCACAACUACAGUAAUCAACAACAAGCUCAACCUCAGGAUAACAUGAAUCAUAGUCAGCCUCCACAAUAUCAGAUGCAGGUGUUGUCACAUCAGUUUCAUGCACCAAGUAACCUUUUGCCAGUGCAACCAAUGAUGCAGCAUCGCCAACAUAUUUCUUCGCCUUUUCCUUCCAAUGGUCCAGCUCCUGGCACUGCUGCUUUUGUUACUAGCCCUACCGGCAACCCCUUCAGUAUACCUCAGGGUGUUCCUCCACAAUCCAUGCAGCAAAACUACGUGUUACCCCUGCCUGCAUCCAUAAUAUCUAAUGUGAAAAAUAAUCCUCCAUCACACCCUGAUACUUCCCCUACCAGAAAGCGACUGCAAUCACGUCUACAGGUUCCAGCUUCGUCCCCUCACCCCCAACAAACUCCAAAGAAAAAAAGGGGUAGACCACCAAAACCGGACUCUUUAGCCCAAAAAAUCACGACAACAUUGAAUAUAAAUGUUAAUACUUCCCCUUUGAACUGCACACCGGCAGAAUCAAAUUCUAAUCUGAUGGUAAAACAAGGUGCUCCUGAUAUUUUUACUCCUUUAAUGAGAGUUAGUCCCUCAAGCAAGUCACAGAGAAGAAAACGAAAACUUUCUACCAGCAGUAAUGGAAGCAACCAGAGUUCAUACAGCCCCACCACCAAUAAUGUAUCGCCAACGAUGAAGAAAUCAAGACCUGCCAACCCCAACUCCAACCAAAGUCAAAAGCAGAUUGCCUACAAUUACAGUAUAAACCAGAACAAAAACCAACAUCUAGUAACUCCAUUAUCAACAUCAGAAGAAACUCGCUUUUUAAAUCCUGAAAGUUCCUACCAAAUUAAUUACAAGACCUUGGAUAAUAUGUCUAUGAUCACUCAAUCUCAAGGCUAUUACAAUACUCCACCUCCUACUUCUACUAAACGCAACUUUUCUACACCCCACGCCAACCAACAACAACAACAUCUAGAUAAGUUACCGGAUUCUAACAUUCCCACACCUCUUAGUCAUAACAAACAAACUAAUAAUUUAAGGGGCUCUCCUCCGUUGGCCAAGAUAAACGAAAUUAGACAUGAAUCCAAGAACUUGUUGCCUCCAGUAUCGUUAACGAGCCACAGUUUAAUGAAUGAGCGCAACAACAACAACAACGAGACCAUCACAAAGAACAUACUAAGUGAACAAGAAAUUACAGCCCAAAACAAUGUUACUUGUGAGAGUUUGUCAAGCAGUGAUGACAGAGCUAAUAUUAAUUCUACGAGCAGAAAAUCAUCCGACGAUUUUCUGUUCAGAUUGACUAUUGAUGAGCUGGGAAAGGCAGUGUUAUCCAGUGAUAUUUUUGCUCCUAUUGCCAGCGGCGACAAGCACGAGAUGCAGCAGCAAGAGGAAAUUACAUCUGAGAAAAAUGAACAGCUGGUUGAUGAUUUUUCCACAGUUCUAACUCAUUCAAAGGUACCGCCAGUGUUGCCUCACACUAAAUCAGUAAUAGGAAUAGAGUCGAUGCACAACAAUGAGGUCAAAAGCAAAGCACCUUUAAGAAGACACAAUUCCGAUAUUACAAAUUUCAGUUCUAGUAAAGACCCAGUUCCCCAAAUAUUAGCACCAAUAAAUGAAGCUUCCAACAAUAACCCUCCAUCGAAUUUCAAUAAUCCACAAACCCCCAGAGAAACUUACGGGUAUGUUUCGACUGGUCUUACCCCGUUGUUCAAUUUAACUCCUCAAUUCAAUUCAUUGAUGUACUCAGUGAUGAAUUUGAAUGCUUCUCCGGCGUAUAAAAAAGCAAACAACCCAUUUUUAAUAAACCAGGAAUUAUUUACCAGCGGAGACAACGCUGCCAUCGUUCAAAGGGGCCAACAUUUGGAAGAGUUAGCUGAGCAUCCACGUUUGGAAAAACUCCACGAAAAAUCAAACGCCGUAAUGAUGGAAGAUUUAGUCGAAGAGAAGAAUCCAAAUAAUACUACAAUGGAUACUCAUGACAAUGACGCUCUUGUUGGAGCCACUCAGGAUAUUACUGGUCAUGGUAAUUAUCUGCUGGCUUCAUCAUCAGAAGAUUCAGGGGAUGCAAGACAGGCCUUGAAAAAAAUCAUUCAUGUGAAAAGAAAAUAA
Candida albicans SC5314 is the source of this 2130-nucleotide messenger RNA. RefSeq lists its product as uncharacterized. The record is from RefSeq and is a predicted model, not a curated record. The transcript has a single exon. NCBI's taxonomy places the organism in Eukaryota, Fungi, Ascomycota, Pichiomycetes, Serinales, Debaryomycetaceae. Bases 1 to 2130 code for a protein of 709 amino acids.